Messenger RNA from Mercenaria mercenaria, 14222 nucleotides. Its product is annotated as baculoviral IAP repeat-containing protein 7-like. Bases 5161 to 7146 code for a protein of 661 amino acids. Lineage: Eukaryota; Metazoa; Mollusca; Bivalvia; Venerida; Veneridae. Gene Ontology annotation, cellular component: cytoplasm; nucleus. The transcript is spliced from 8 exons. The record is from RefSeq and is a predicted model, not a curated record.
UCAAUACCUUUACUUUGCAAAACUUGGAUUCAAAGUUAUUGUGAUAACUUUGGUUUAAAUGAAUAAUUUUCUUUAUGUUGGAGUGAAAGGAGUAUGUGUGUGACGUGCAAAAUAGGCACCAAUUUAUGAGAUUUUAAUGGCAAUUUUUAACUCUGCGUGUAUCACAAAUUAUAGAGAUGUAAAGCCCUAAUAUUCCAUUGAAGAUGAUCUGAAUGACCGUCCUAAAGCUUUUGGUCAGAAUUAGCAGAAGUUGGUAUUAAUGAUUCAAAACCUUAAACCGAGAAGAUUUUCUUUUCAACCGGUGUAUAAAUUAUAAUCAAGUUACAUUUCACAUUCCAAGACGUCUGCUAACUGAAUAAAAACUCUUUUUACAUAACAGUUAUAAUAGUUACUGUUUCUUUUCAGUGAUGCAGUGGUAUAAAUUUACAUUUUGGUACAUGAUGUUUUUUUGUUGAUAGUAGCUGCUGUGCCGGUGUGCACAUGGGUUCAAAACAUAACUCUGGUUAACAUAUUUUUAAGACAGAAAGAGUUACAUGGAACUAAAUUUCUUUACAGAGACCCCUACCUCAAAGUCAUACUUAGUGGUUAAAGGUCAAACUUGGUGCUGUUAGUCCUUUUGACACCUGUCGAGCUUGACAUGUUGUCCAAGGUCAUCUAGUUUCAGUGUAAAACAAUUCCUAAGAUGUUGUAUGGCAUUCAGAAGGAUAAUUGUCUGAUAUUUCACCUGUCCUAAAUAAAUGACGUAUAAAUCUGAAGUAUUGAUGAUACGGAAUCUUAACAUCACCGUGCACCAAUUUUACGUGGUGCAAUUUUAUAAUCAUUUAUCUACUAAACAUUUUACUUCAUAGACAACUUCCAUAUUUCUAUGCCUAAGACAUUUUAAGGAACAAAGAAAUUGCGGCUUCUUUGAUGCCAUGCAUCAAAAAUUCGUCUUGUAUAAUGCAAUUGAAUGCUUCAGAAUCGUUUACAUGCAAAUAUUCCGUUUUGGUUAAACAGACAUUACUCUCUUAAAACAGAAUUAGAGACCGAAAGUAUACACAGAGUCCCUAGUAUGUCACGCAAGAAAUUACCUUCUGUCGAUUCCCUAUGGAAUGUUUCCUGACGACUUCAAAAAGUCGAUGAGGUAAGACAGGAGGGGACCAUAGGUUUAUCCCUGUCCGUCUGUCCGUAUGUGUCCUCAAAAAAAAUGUUCCUCCGAUUUCUUAAAAACUGUUGCACCUACCUUAAAACUACACACACAUUGAGGGCAGUAUGUAGUUAAUAUCCGUAUAAUAUUUUUUUCGGAUCGGAUCCAAGAUGGCCGACUGGCAGUCAUAUUGGAUUAAAAUUCUUGAAAACUAAUGCAUCUACCUCUCUUAAACCUCACACACACAUAGAGGGAAGUAUGUUGUUAAUGUCCGUGUAACUCUCUCUUGCUGAUACCAGUAACAAAACACGUUACCAAUUGUAUGUAUUCGAGAUUUUAUACCUAUGAUUUAUAGCAAAACCGUACUUUAACACUAUUUAUACACAAUGGGCGGUUAUACGUCGAGCUUAUAAUUUCACGAGGGCGUAGGCGGAGUGAAAUUAUCCGUACGAUGUAUAACCGCCGGAGUGUAUAAAAAGAGUUCAAACACUCAAGAUUUUGCUAUAAAUUGCUUCGCUUCUAAUAUGUCGUAUUUUUUGUAAAAUUUAGAUCAGAUAUAAUAAUUAUAGAAUUUCUUCUUCGUGCAUGUAUGACGCCAAAUGGUAGGUCGUCACGCUCCUUUGAUUUUACACGCCUGAACCGGAAAUGGUAAUACGUCUUGCGGAAUAGUUCUGUUAGAGCGCAAAUGAUGACGAAUUAUUCUGCACAGUAAACCAACUCACUGUGUAUGAAAAUUAAUCAAGACAGUUUUGUCAUGUGAUAUAUUUCGUUUUAAACAUAUUUUAACUAAAAUAUUUGAUCAAAUUCGGAAGCGCCAUUUCUCGAUACAUUCAUGGCGUUAAAUAUCACGUUGACGUGACGUCAACAUAAUAUCGUUGUGAUGAUCAAGAAAUGAUACAUCCCAAAUAAUGAUUUGUCGUUGAAUAAAAUCAUUGUUUGGAGUUAAGCUGCGAAGGAAUUAUAUCACGAGGGCGCAUCAAAUACUUGCCAGAUUUAUGUUGAUUUCUUUUCGAAACGCCAUGACAUAACAAUUGUGACGGCUGAAAAAUGAACUGUUGAACAAUAACACACAGUUUUCAACCUUCUUUGUUUAAUAGGAAAACAAAUCAGGCCGUGUUAUUUUAGAAUAUGUUAUAAAGUAUGUUAUACUGAUAUGCCUAAGACAAAAACUCUGACAUACAAAUAUUUCAUUAUUUGUAUAUUAGUGGAUUAUUUAUACCGCUACUUUUUAUGUACAACAAACUACCUUUCCACAAAGCUUACGAUAUCCGCUCCACAAAUGGGUAAAUUUUGAUGCCUGGUGACCCCAUGUUUUUUUGGUAUCAUUUAAAAGAGUUGUGUCUGCUGAAGAAGAAUUAGUAAAUAUAAUUACCAUAAAUAAUAUGACCAUAAAUAAUAGGCAAGAAUCAUUUCAGUCAUGUUUUUGACUACGAAAUGAUAAAUCUUACACUGUAGUAACUGGAUUUCUGUUGAAGUGUCACUGAAAACUAUAAAAUAAGAAAAUAAAUUUCUAUAACAAAUUUUUGUCUUGUAAUUUAUACUUUCUUUUUCAGUAAACAAUACACUUUCAAAUGAUACCAAAAUUAUAUGAGCUUACCAGGCAUCAAUAUUUGAUAUAUUUUAAUAGCACUGUUAUAUAGAACUUGCUUAUUUGUGGAUCGGAUACCUUAACGAAGAAAGUAUAGAACAGAAUUAACGAAUGGUGACUAAUGUUAAUCCACUGUAACAGGUUAGGAGUAUGUGCCAAGCUAUCGAGGUGAGUCUACAUAAUUAAUAGUCUAAAUAGUUUAAACAGUUGAAUAAAUUCAUAACAAAUAAUAAGUCAAUAUUAAAGUUUUAUUAUAAUAAAUAUAAUGACCUUUGAAUACAAUGUACAUGAGAUUAAUUUUGUGUAUGACAUUGUUCUUAGUUUAUGUUUUGUUUCUUUGUUUUCUUUAUAUAUAUAUAAGAGCUAAGAGGAAGUUUUACUUUGCCUUUUUUAAACUUUGUUACAUAUAGAAUGUUAUGCCUUUAAGCACCCCGCAUUGGGAAUAUAAAUCUUAUCUUAGUCUUUUGUUUGUUUUAUGUGUUUAUUUAUUACGAAACAUUAAGUUUAUUUUAACCAAUCGAGCAUGUACUUGAAGGUAAAAAUAGAUCCUUGUAAUUUAUUGAAAUGUGAAGGACACUUGAAUUGUAACUUUUUGAUAAAAUGAAUGAGGAAGGGACUAAUUAAUGAAAUUUAUACGUUUUCAGUUGUACUGAUAGAGAGAUGCAGUUUUUACAUAACAUGUGAUGUAUAUAAUAAAUUAUAAAAAAAAAAUACUAUGACCUGUCGAAGCUACACAAUUAAAAAGUGAUUAUUAGCAAUUAGGAGUGACCUGUCGCUUUUAUUUUUAGAUUUGGAUUUUCCAGACUGUUCCAUUUAUUAAAUAAGGGUUUGAAAGAUAUUUGACUUAUUUAAAACUAUAAAUAUAUUUCAAAUACCGAACAGAUUGACAUUGCACUGAUAGUUUAGUUGGUAGAAUUGAGGAAUCUUGCUAGUGAUUUAACUUUUGCGAUUAAUACCGUGUUCACACUAGCAGAUCGGUUUUAUUUUUAUCAGGCACUAAUUGGCUAUAAUUGGUAUUUGACAUUCAAAACCCAUCAAAAUAUAAUCUAGUUUGCAUCCACACUAGGCAAAGAAAUGUGGUUUAAAUAUAUACAUGCAAUGUUGGAAGUUAACAAAUAUCUUGCAAUAAGCAAAAAAGGUUACAAAGAAUUGAGGCUGACUGAAACAAGAAGGGGUCAUCAAUGUUUAAACUUCUGUGUUCAUCUAAGAAUUUCUGUUCAUUCCAUCUAUUGUCCAUUUUGAGCGUCAGCAUGACUCCAUAUCGCAAUUUAGUGUUUUUGUUUCAUCAACAGUCCAAUUACUUUUGCCAGCCACAGCAUCAAUUGUUUGAUACAAAAGAGAAACACAUGGUAUUCUUCCGCCAAAGGGUAAGAUCUGUGGAUUUGGGAUUGUAAAACCAGAUAUAACUCACAUUUGCGUUCACAUUUGUAAAAUAAUGUAGUAUUACUUUUUAAUGUAGCAUUAAAACCACCUCCCGAGGUAGUUUUAAUGCUACAUUACAGAAACCACUUGACCUUUACAAAAUUCACGUUUAACACCACAUAUAGUGUGGACGCAAACGAGUUUAAAAAAUAAACCCAAGUUAAUGUAGGAUUAAAAACGUAGUCUGAACACGGUAUAAGAGGCUGUGGGUUCGAAACCCACACAAGGCGACUUUUUUAUGAUUGAAUUUGUUUUAUUUUAUUUUUCAGGUUUUUUUUUUAUUUCAUUUUAUUUCAUCAUUUCAAUUUCAUUUUUAAUUUCAUUCAUACAAUUUAAAUACAUUCAAUACAUUUCAAACACACGCGCCCAAUGGAGCAUCCUCACACUCGCUGGCGGCGUCGGUUUCCUCCUUAUAAGUGUCAUCAGCUAGUUGAAUGACUAAAUCGUCAAGAGCUAUGUCAACCAUGUUGAAUAAUUCACAAUCAUAAAGAUAUUUGAAAAACCUGUGUUAUAUGCAAAAAUAGCAAAAUGAUAAAAGUAAUGCAAUUCAAAUACAUCUUUAACAUUAUUAUCAUUUUAAAUGUAUGUUACCAAAAUAUCAGAUGAAACAAAAAAAAAAUAAACGUAAAAUAUAUAUAUAUAUUGAUCUCCGCUGGAAUUCGAACUCACAAAAGUUAGAUUCUAAAGGCGUCACUCUUACCACUGCACCACGGCGUCUAAUUGUCGAAGAGGCAAUCAUUUAAAUAUUUAUUAUAAAAAUAAGUUAUAUAAAGGUAGGGUACCCCUUUACUGAAGUGGAUUAUUCCAGUAACAUUUCAGAUCUAUUAAUAAAAGCGACAGGUCACUCCUAAAUACUAGUACGUUUAUUUACACGGCGAAUCAAUAUCUGAGGUCAGAUAUCGUAAAAGGUGUACAGACACUAAAUAAGGAAAUGUGGUGAACAAAAGCUGGUCGUAUAAUGGCGGAUUCAAACACUUCGUAGUUUUUGCUCUGCAAAGCAAUUUAGUUUUACAUAGAAUAAAGAAUGGAAGCUGUGUUUAUGCUAAAAAGGAUACGAAUUACCACAAUGAUAUUUGACAAAAACAAAAAUAUUACGUGUAGCGGAGGAAGAUUACUUAAAAUAGACUACAAAGAUAAAUUUACUUGGGUUGACAUACUAGAUCGCAGCGUUUUACUCGCAAAUGUUUUCAAAGACUGUCUUAUGUUGCUACAAAACAAAGAGGUGUAUGUAUUGACCCUUACCACAGGUCAUCUCUUAGCAACACUGCAGGAACAGUCAGACAGAAAAUAUUUAGACCUUAAAGAAGUGGACAGUACCUAUGGUAGUUAUGGUAGUAAUCAUACAUUGGCCAUAUACUGGACAGUCCAAGGAAAUGCUAGGGCGUUAACAGAAAAUUUAGAUACAUCGCGUUUAUUCAAAGAAAUUUCAGAAGAGAUUCAAGAAAUAAAAAAGUCGACAGCAGUUUUAUCUGUUAAUUUUGGUGAUUUAAUUUGUAAGAAUUUGAAAAAUGAGCUAAAGAUAAUACAGACGACAGGAACAGAAAAAUUAUAUGCAGUGAAUUUUGUAAAUGGAAUACAUUAUGAAAACGAUAUUUACGGUAGGAAUAAAAAAAUUUAUAGAAGGCGUCGAAAUUACUGUAAAAGCUCUAAGAGGAAAAUUAUCUCACUUGCAAAAUUAUCAAAGAUAAUCAUACCUUUAAAUGGUGAAGUUUUACUGAAUGUUAUCCCACACACCGGGAACCAGUAUCAUAUCAGAGACGAAUAUCCUCAACAAGUUUCAGGUGAGCAAGAGAACGAUGGACGCAGUGAAAUAGCGUUUUCAAAUGGUGCCUCGUUUCUGCCUUUUAAUAGUAAUCUUUACGUUCUUGGGUCAAGUUCAAGCCAUACACCAAUACAGCCGGCAGUAUCUGACAGGUCAAGCAGCCAUGCAAGGCAUUCAGCUUAUUCAGAUUUUAACGAGAGACUAAGGACAUAUGCAAGAUGGACGCACAGGAAACCCGACCCAAAUCAAUUAAGUGAAACUGGAUUUUUCUUCACAGAUCAAGGUGACUUGGUUCGAUGUUUCCAGUGUGGAAUCGGGCUAAAAGACUUUUCUGAAGAUGAUAAUCCUUUAAUAGAACAUGUGAGGCACUCAAGCCGAUGUCCAUUUCUGUUGGAGUAUCUUGGGCAAGCACAGCUAUCAAGUAUCUUGAAUCAAUUGCGAGUCCAAGACCCAGAGCUAAACAGGCAACGCCAGCUCGAAUUACGUCCGAGAACACGCCCGGAGGUAAAUUUCACAGUUCGACAUGAAGAAUAUCAAACUUUCGAAUCACGACUUCUUACGUUUGACAAAUGGCCAAGACAGAUGAUUCAGACACCCAGGCAAUUGGCAGAGGCUGGUCUUUAUUACACUGGCUUCGAGGACCACGUUCGCUGCUUUGCAUGUGAUGGAGGUUUACGGCGCUGGGAUCCGGAAGAUGAUCCCUGGACUGAACACUGUCGCUGGUUUCCGGCAUGUCCUUUUGCCAGAAAAGAGAAGGGCGAUGAAUUUAUAGCCCUAGUGCAAGCUUCGGCAGAAUAUGGGAAUGAAAGAAAUAAUGAAGAUUUAUCAAACGCGAUGGAGCAAAUGACUCUGCGGGACCCUGUGUAUAAUUCUGCUUUAAACGAACAUAAAGAUACAUGUUUAGAAAUGGGUUACCAACAAACAGAUGUCAACGAAGCUGUACAGGAAAUUAGAAACAGAGGUACUAUUUUGCACUCGAUUGAUGAAAUUCUUGAUGCUAUUGAAGUUAUCAAAGAGAGGAAACGUCAAGCUGUUGAACUAGAGAGAAAACAAAAUGAAACACCAAUGGAAGAAAAUCAACGUCUGAAACGUUUGAUCGUCUGUAUGUUUUGUGGUAAAAACAACGUAAAUGCUUUGUUUCUGCCGUGUACACAUCAUCGAUUGUGUAUGGAGUGUGCAGACCCGUUAACCGUGUGCCCAGUUUGCGAAAGAUAUAUACGACAGAAAAUAAGAACAUACCUGGUUUGAAUGAUGUGAAAAAAUCUUUGAGCAUUAGUAUUUGUAAAAUCAAGUGCACAUGAACAUGUAGCAUACCGUUUGUGCUCCAAAAUACUUUAUUUCCCGUGGAUACCUGAGUGCAUCCAGUUCUUCCUGCAAUCCAUGAAGACAUAUGAUGAAACAGCUCAGAAAUGUAUGUCGUCGAAUUUUAGAGAGAGAUAUACUCGCGGUGAAACAUUAACUGAAAUUUUUGUUUGUUUGCUCCAGAGAAUAUUUAUACACUCUAAAGAACCUUUAAUGAUAUAACGUCAACAUGGUGUAAAUGAAGUCACAUAUUUACCAUUGUUCUUUUCCGAAGAGGAAAUUACGUAAACUGUUUGAAAGAGGGGUGAAUAUUUAUUCAGUUCGAUGCUGUCCCUGUUAAAAGUAUCAGACACUUGGUUAUUUAACGUUUUACAUUGUGUAUAUUUUUUUCAUUGUAAAUACAGUUUUAAGUCAAUUGGAAUCUACACAGGGCAAGCUAUGUUAUGCAAAGAACUCGUUUUUUACUCAUUGAGUGUAUACGUUCUGGACUUUUAAACCUGUAUAGACGUUAGUUAAUUUUAGAUAAAAUCACACGCCAUUAUGUUAUGGAGAUAUGGAAAGGGAACAUAAUUACAAUUUUUGCAGAAAAAGUGAACAACAAUCAGGCACGUUUGUGAUUUGUGUAUAUGUGAUAUUUCGUCUACUGUAUUGAUAGCCUGAUUAAGUCAGAGACCACAUGAAUCCCACUGUAUAUCCGUUCAUCUUGUCUUAUUCUGUUUGAUUUUAGAUGUUUUACGUUUACUGAAUCUAACUGUUAUUCGUAAAAUACCGGUAACUACUUUCAUCCUCUGAUACUGAGCUUGAUCCCGGACCCUCAACUGCAAAUACUUGAAGCAAUUAACGAACCAAACCAUAAAAUGAACAAGUGAGAAAUGAAAUAGUGAAGGUAAAAAUCAAGUGAAAAGUCGAUGGCAUUGAAACAGAGCAGAUCAGCAUGGGAUCUAGAAUUACGGAACUUGAAUCUCAAAUGGAAAAAAAUGUCUUACAGAAAUGAAGUUCUUGAAUCAGAUUUUGAGUCGUUAGCAUAUAAUUAUGAGAAGAAAUAUGAAGAUUUUGAUAAACUAGAGAAGCAAAUUUAUUAUUCGGAGAAAGAGAACCGUCGAAACAAUUUAAGAAUGUUUGGUCUAUCUGAGGAUGGAGAAGAAACAAAUGAAUUAUUGAAAGUAAAAUUGAAGAAAAUGUUCUGAAAAUUGCCUAUCUAAAUGAUGAGUACGAUUCUUGUCCAAUACUUAGUGCUAAAAGAAUGGGAGCUAUCCAAGAUAAGCAGCCUAGAAUAGUUUUGGUAAAAUUCAAAACUUUUAAAAAUAAAAUGAAGCUUUUCACGAUGAGAAGCGAACUUAGGAAUAGUGGUAUUAAAAUAGCAAAUGACCUUACAAACUGGGAAAGAGAUAAGUUGAAAGAACUUGGAAUGCGAGGAAAAAGAGAAUAUUUUAAGAAUGGUGUUAUACAGAUUUUGCCUGACAUGGAACAGGAUAACGUGCAGAAAACAAGAGUAUUUAGAAAGGCUUCAAGGAAAUCAGAUGUGAAUCAAGGAUCUCACGUACACACGGAUACCACUUUAACAGGGGCGUCUUCAAAUAUUGACUAGAGGGAGGCCAAAGCUCUGCACAUUUUUAUAAUAAUUUGAACAUUUUAUCCUAGAAUAUAUGUGGUUUCGCAGAAAAGAUAAAGGAAUUUGGCUCUAUUGAGUAUCUAAAAACAUUUGAUAUUAUCUGUUUAAUAGAAAGUUGGGUUAUAUAUACAGAUUUAAGCCAGUAUUAUUUGAAUAACUAUACUUGUUAUGUUUGUAAUGCAAAAUUGUCGGAAAAAGGUAGCAGAAAUAUGGGCGGUGUUAUAGUGUAUAUCAAAAAUACCCUUUCAGCACUUUUUAGCCCUAUUUGUGAAUGUUUACGGAAUAAUUUUUCGCGUUGAUAAAACAUGUUUUAACUUAAGGGUAGAUGUUAUGUUUGUGUGUUUAUAUUUACCUCCUGAGAAUUCGCCUUUUUAUAACAAUGAAACGGAAUAUGGUAUUAAAUGGUUUGUGAGCCUUAUUGUUGACAAUGCAGACAUUUUUGAAAAUUGUGAAUUGCUGAUUGGUGGCGAUUUAUCAGAAAAUGAGUCCGUAAAUUAAUCUAUUCCUGAAUUGCAGGAAUGUAUUGAUAUUUUCAAUGAUAAUGUUGGAAUCCCUCGACAAAAUAUUGAUGACGUUGUCAUUUAAUUUGGCAAGGAAUUAAAAGAAUUUUGUAAAAGGUUAUUCUAUGUUUAUUAUCAUUAAUUGUAGAUUUGGGGAUAAUAGUUGAGAUUUUACGUAUUUUAGUACGCAUGGAUGCAGUAUUAUUGAUUAUUUUAUUUGAACUAGAACUAUUCUUGAUAAGAUAUCUCACUUUUUAAUAAAUUCUAGGUCUGAAAGUGAUCAUUUACCAUUAUUUCUUUGUUUGCAAAUGAAUAUUACUGAGAAUAUGUCUUCAUUAAGCGAGGAUUUGUAUAAAAUAUUACACCUGAAAAAGAUAGAUUUUGUAUAAAUAAGGAAAAUAGUAAGUUGUUUGAAUCUGCACUGUUAGACAAUGUAAUAGACGGUAUGUUUGAUGAAAUUGAUAAACAAAUUAUGAUAGUUAUUCAUAUAUUGACGAUAUUGUCAAAAGUUUUGAAAAUGCCAUUUUAGCAUGUAGUGACCCGUAUAAAAACGCAUACGAAAAUUUGUAAAUAGGUCGGCUGUGAAACAAAGUUGGUUUGAUAAAGAAUGUAAAGUUCUUAAAGUAAAAAGAAAUAAAUAUUUGAGAAUAUUUCGUGAAAGUAAAUGUAUUGAAUAUCUUAUAUUGAUUGCAAGAGAGAAUAUAAAUCUGUAUGUAAACUAAAGAAGAGGUAUAAUGACUCAUGUUUAUAUAAACUUGAAUCUGCUGUCCGAGACUCAACAUUGUUUUGGAGAAACUAGCAAUAAGAAGUGUCCUCCUUAUAUAACAUAAUAACAAUGGUAUUAUCAUUUUAUGAACGUCUUCAAUAGUAAGGCUGAUAUAGAUUUUAAUGCUGAAUUUGAAGGUCAGGUGAACUUCUAUCUAACUGGACUACAUCAAUAAUAGUUACACUACAUAAAAAAGGCCAAGUUACCCUGAUAAUUACAGAGAUAUUGCAGUAAAAGAUAUUUUUAGUAAACUGUAUAUAAGCAUGUUAACCAUACCAAACUACCGAGGUUCAGGCAGGAUUUCGUUCUGGGUAUUCAAUCAUUGACAAUGGAUUUGUAUUAUAGUCUAUAGUAAGUAAAUAUCUAUGUAUGAAAAGGGAAAAAAAGUGUAUGUCGCCUUUGUAGAUUUCAAGACAGCCUUUGAUUCUGUAAAAAGAUCAAAACUUUAUUAUGCAUUGUUCCAUCAGGGAAUCAAGGGUAAAUUGUUUCUGUCUGUACAAAGUAUUUAUAACACAGUAAAAGCAUGAGUAAGAUGUAAUAACACAAAUACAGAUACUUUUAAAUGUCUUCUUGGGUUGAAACAGGGCUUUAAACUAAGUCCUGUACUAUUCUGUUUAUUUAUAAAUAAAUUAGAUUCCUUUAUAAGAACGCGUGUAACGCAUGGAGUACAAAUAACACCAGGCGAAGAUGAAAUAUUCCUUUUGCUGUUUGCUGAUGAUGUAGGAUUAAUUUCUGACACCACUGGUGGAUUGCAGUCUCAGCUAAAUUCUUUACGUCGAUAUUGUCUGGAAUGGAAGUUAAAAGUUAACGUUGAAAAAACAAAAAUUGUUGUCUUUAAAAAUUAGUGGUCAGCUUUCUAGAAGGGUUUAUAAUGAUCAACGUAUUGAACCAAUAAACAAAAUGUCUGCUGAAGAGACCAUUCAUCGCGUUGAAUAGUUGUUUAAAGAAUAUAGUAAGUUGGAUGAAUACCAACAUGUUGAAACUCAAUGCAGAAAAAAACAGAAUUGAUCAUAUUUUCAUCUGAACACAAAACACAAUCUGUUUCAAACAUAUCUGUGAAAGUGGACGGCUCUAAAAUCAGAAAAUCUGGCAGUGUUAGGAAACUCGGUGCUUUCCUAGACUCGAACAGGAGGAUGGAGCAACAUGUGAAUAGUGUGUGUAGGAAUUCCUAUGCACAGCUGCGGUAAAUUAGUCACACCAGACAAUAUAUAACCGCAAACGCAGCCAAAUCUCUUACCAACUCUCUUGCUACAUCACGAUUGGAUUAUUGCAACUCUCUUCUACAUGGGAUUCCAAAACAGUCAAUGAACAAAAUGCAAUAUGUCCAAAAUACGGCAUCUAGAAUUGUAACUAGAACAUCCAAAUACGACCAUAUAACACCUGUGCUGCGUGAACUCCAUUGGUGUCCUGUGCAGUGUAUGGUAGAAUACAAAAUUCUAACACAUACGUAUAAGGCACUCGAAGAUCAAUCGCCAGCUUAUGUAGUGAACAUGCUAGAAAUAUAUACGCCAUCCAGAAAUCUGAGAUCGCAGAAUAAUGCAUUAAAACUAGCGGUGCCCACAUGUCGUACAGUGCGAUUUCGUGACAGGAGCUUUCAGACAGCAGCUGCUAGGUUAUGGAAUGUCCUCCCAUCUGGCAUAAGAGAGUGCAAGACCUUGCAAAGUUUCAAAAAGCGCUAAAGACGCAUUAAUUCAUACAAUUAUUUGGGAACUAAUCUUACUAAUUACCUGGUAGAAUAAUGUAGGUACUUUGCCGGCCAAUUAAUUACUCUAAUCAAGAAAUUUAGUGUGACAGAAUAAUGCAGAAAGUGUUCUUCGGACCGUUUGGGUGGGGAUUGACCCAAUCAACCGGGACGGUUUGCAUGCUGUGAUGCAUUUCACAGGCAUCAUACUGGUUAAUUCUGUCUGUUCAAAAUGUAAGAUAUCUUCUGUUCUAUCCUGCUCUAACCUGUGUCUUUGAUAUGUCAGUUAAUGUUUUACUGUAUAGAAUUUGGUUUCAUGCUUUGAUCUGCCUACCUUUAAUUUAAAAUGCUAGGUAUCUUAUUACCGUAAUGUAAUUUUAAAUUCUCUCUAUGAUAAUUCAGUUACCAGUUUUUAUUGAACAUUAUAUAAAUGUUUUUGUAAAGCACUUUUGAACGUAUUAUUAUAUGAAAAGAGUGCUAUAUAAAUGUUGUAUACAAUAAUAAUAAUUAUGAUAAUAAUAAUAAUAUUUUACUUGUAACUUAUCAUUGUUUACAAUGUCUGAACAAAAUGAACAUUCUAACAUGCUGUCAUGACAACUUGGUAAAUUGUAUAUGUGUAUGGGCCGGUGGCCUUAAUGCAAAAUAAUCUGAACUGAACUAUCUAACGUCUGUCUGUAUUCGGUUCGCAUUUAAUUUAACAGUGUAAGGAAAGUUCGUUCCAUUAGGAAAUAGAAAUAGCCUCGGAAAAAACAUCUACAGUAAGACUUGUAUAGUUGCGAAGGUAUGUAAACAAAUCGUUUGAUGCUGUAUUGCCAGUUCUUAUUUCAGAAAAUACAAUUUAUUCUGAUACUAAAUACAAAAGAGAUCAACUUAAACAAGCAAGAACCACAUCAUUAAUUGCUAACAUUACUUGCCUAGUUAUAGAGAGUACGUUUUCAGUAUGGGAGGUCGUUGGAUUGUGGUCUGGUCAUAUUAUACCAAAAAGGUGAAAAUAGAUACCAAUUGCUUCCAUGCUUAUCGCUCAGAUUUAAAAGGGAGACUGGCAUUUCUCUCAUACCAUAGUGCACUAGAUUCAAUCAGAAAUGAUUUUUUAAGAAUUUUGCAUGUAAAUCUGUCAAUUUAUAAGCGACUUGUUUCACUACAUAUGAUAGGUAUGUCGGAUAGAUGCACUAAGAAGAACAUGAACUUAUUAUUCUACUUGUGCAUAUCAGAUUAUGCAAAUAUUGAAAAUGAAAUAAACACUUAUAAUUAUCUAUGUAUUUACUAGUAAAUAUUUAUGUGUAUAUCAUAUCUAUAUAUUUUCAAAUCUAAAUUAAGAGACAGAUGUUGAUACAACCUCAGGCUGAUACGAAAUGUAUAAAAAAAAUCGUUUUGACUACAACAAAUUGAACAAUUUUUUCAUCGUAUUUUUCUUGGAAAAUGUGUGGCUGCGAAACAAACAUUAAAUUUGAGGAAAACAGGCGCAAAGAGGAGGAAUAAAUAUUUUUUCAUCUUUUGGCUCUCGUUUAAUCGUUGAUACAACCUCAGGCUGAUACGAAAUAUGCUUUUUAAUUCAACUGAAAUUCCGGAUACUGCUUUAUAUAUGCAUGUUAAUUUAUGCUAAUUUCUAAACCCACUUUAUUGUGUUCAUUUUAUUGGUAUGUAUAUAAGUAAGGUCUAUACUACUCCUGCUGUAUAAGCAUUUGUUAAGAUUGUUAAGGAUUGUUGUACGUUGUGUAUGGUGUUAAUACACAUUAUGUUAAUGGCCCAGUUGUUCAAAACUUUCGUUUAAUAUUUAACGAUGAUAUUUUCGUUAAAUAGCUUAUGGCUCGUUAAUUAUUUUGUUAAAUGUUUCUGUUAAACUGUUCGGUUGUUUAGAAUUUUUAUGCCCCCCCCCCCUUCGAAGAAGGAGGGGUAUAUUGUUUUGCAGAUGUCGGUCGGUCUGUCGGUCGGUCGGUAGGUCGGCCGGUCGGUCGGUCGGUCGGAAUGUAGACCAAUCCGUUUCCGGAUGAUAACUCAAUAACACUUGGGCUUAGGAUUAUGAAAGUUGAUAGGGAGGUUGAUCAUGAUCAGCAGAUGACCCCUAUUGAUUUUGAGGUCAGUAUUUUAAAGGUCAAGGUCAGAGUGACCCUGAACAGUUAAAUGGUUUCCGGAUGAUAAGUCAAGAACGCUUAGGCCUAGGGUCAUGAAAAUAUAUAUGGAGGUUGUUUAUGACGAACAGAUGUCCCCUAUUGAUUUUGAGGUCAGUAUGUCAAAGAUCAAGGACACAGUGACUAGGAACAGGAAAAUGGUUUCCAGGCAAUAACUGAAGAACGCUUGGGCCUAAUGACAGGAAAAUUGAUAGUGAGGUUGGUCAUGACCUGUAGAUGACUCCUAUUGAUUUUGAGGUCAUUAGGUCAAAGGUCAAGGUCACAUUGGCCAGGAACAGUUAAACGGUUUCUGACUUUUUAUCCAAAACCACAGGGCCUAGGGCUUUGAUAUUAA